Molecule: messenger RNA, 1902 nt
Organism: Trichoderma gamsii
Lineage: Eukaryota; Fungi; Ascomycota; Sordariomycetes; Hypocreales; Hypocreaceae
Exons: 2
Coding region: 1-1902 (633 amino acids)
Biological process (GO): regulation of transcription by RNA polymerase II
Cellular component (GO): SAGA complex
Molecular function (GO): transcription coactivator activity
Source: RefSeq, a predicted model, not a curated record
AUGCCUCCCGGAUCUGGGCAGAAGGGCACCGGCAAGAAGAACUCGGCCGCUAUGCAGAAACAGAGCCGAAACUCGACGCCGGUCCCGGCCCCAGCUUCGGCCCUUCCGCCACAAGAGUUUUACGACCCAGAUUACCUCGAUAUGAGAGUCAUCUUGUUUUCGAAUCUUACGUUUGACAAUUUGGUGGACCAAAGCGCCUCCAGCGCUCCAGUUCCUGAGUCGCGGAGCGUUGAUGCCAUGCUCGAAAAGCUCAAGACGCUGGUCAACAUUAUGGAAAAACGCUCCACUUUCUAUGACCGAGGAAUGAGAUAUCUCGCCGACGAAAGGAAAAAGCGCCCCGAGGAUAUGCGUAUCGACGUGAGGGAUCAAGACUCGAAGAGGCCCAAGCAUAAGAGAAAGAAGGGCACCGAUGCAGCCGGCGAGGAUCAAUCAUCUCCGCUAAGGGAUCCAAAGCGAAAGCACGCGCGCGACAACGACGACGCUAGCUCCUCGCUCUCCCCCAUAGCAGGAGGAGCAUCUCCCAACGCCAUGGAAACCGACGAGAAGCCCAAGAAAGAGGAAGAAGAGGAGGAAGAGAGCUCAGAAGAUGAAGGAGCACCUCCAAGGCGUGAACUCCCUCAAGCGCAAACCUUUGGCGAUGAUCCAUCGACGUUUCCAGACCCCACGGUUUACGAAAUUCUACCUACAUAUGAUGGAAUGCCCGAUGAGGAAAGAAAGAAGAUUUACUCUGUCGCCGUAUACCCCAAGAGCGACCUUGCCGACUUGAUUGCCGGCGACCCCCCGGACAAGGAUUUCAGUAAUACGAAACCAAGCAGUCAAAUCAACUUUUCAACGUUUUCGACAUAUAUUGAUCCAUAUUUCCGCCCAUUCUCCGAAGAAGACUUGGCAUUUCUGCGAGAGCGUAGUGAUCGCGUAUCGCCGUUUGUCAUGCCAAAGCGCGGCAAAAGACACUACACUGAAAUCUGGGCUGAAGAGGACGGCGCCAUGUCCAUCGACACACCUCAGCAGAAUCGUGACAAGCUGCCUCCAAACCAGCCUCGUGGUACCAUUGACAAUAUGAAUGAUAGUGUAGCUGAGACGGAUGCACUGUCCAUCGGCCCCCUUGCGACACGAUUGUUGCAGGCACUGCGCCCUGAGUCGCGAAUACCUUCGUCUGACGAUAAGCCUACCACUAACGGUAUCACAAAUGGCGACGUCAGCAUGAAUGGGGAUAUUAAUGGAGACGAACCGAAUGGAGUUGCGGAGGACAAAUCAAGCCCGGUACCCCCGGCUACGUUUAUGACCGAGUCAUCCUCCGAAGCAUGGAAAAAAGCUACACAUCCAAAGCUUGAAUAUGCCCAGGUUGAGGAGCGACUCAAGCAGGAGCUUCGUCAUAUUGGCUUUCUCCCUCAAGAAGGCAUUGAAACCGAAUAUGAUGGCCACUUUGAUGACGAGGUCGCGGGUAGACUGCGCUUACUGCAGGCCAGGCUGAAAGACCAGAUGCUCGUCAAUGGUGCGCGCAAAGCACGACUGAUGGAUGUGAUCAGGGAGCGGAUGGCUCAUCAGGAGUAUCAAACCAUUCUUGAGGAUCUGGAUUCGCAAGUCAACGCUGCAUACCUGAAGCGCACGCGAACAAUGGGCAAGAGCAAAAAGUCCAAGCGCCCUGGAGGCGCAGGCGGAGGCAGCCAUUUUGUUGGUGGAGCAGCUGGCAUGGCGCGGCCAGGAAUAGGAGACCUGACAAAGACGCUGAUGGAGCGGCGGAGGCGAUGGAUCGAUACGAUUGGAUCUGUUUUUGAUGGAGAGAAUUUGAACAAGGUUCCACGAGACGAAGACCCUGACAGCUCUAUCUUUAAGCCUGAACAGAUGGCCGAGCUAAUCAAGAAGGAGAAGGAUCAAUGGGACGACGAGAUUGAGGAGGAGUAA